Molecule: messenger RNA, 1974 nt
Organism: Mya arenaria
Lineage: Eukaryota; Metazoa; Mollusca; Bivalvia; Myida; Myidae
Exons: 2
Coding region: 1-1974 (657 amino acids)
Source: RefSeq, a predicted model, not a curated record
AUGCCUAAGGCUCGAAGGAAAAGAAAACAUCAGGUGGAAGAGGACCUGGUCGAGGGAAAUUUGGAAGAUGUACCAGAGAAACCUGCGGAAAAUGAUUGCAUUUACGCAAACAACUUGGCGGAUAACUGCACUUCGGAGUACUACGAAUGCUUGCCCAGCCUGCAAGUGGCGGAUAACUGCACUUGGGAGUACUGCGAAUGCUUGCCCAGCCUGCAAGUGGCGGAUAACUGCACUUCGGAGUACUGCGAAUGCUUGCCCAGCCUGCAAGUGGCGGAUAACUGCACUUCGGAGUACUGCGAAUGCUUGCCCAGACUGCAAGUGGCGGAUAACUGCACUUCGGAGUACUGCGAAUGCUUGCCCAGACUGCAAGUGGCGGAUAACUGCACUUCGGAGUACUGCGAAUGCUUGCCCAGACUGCAAGUGGCGGAUAACUGCACUUCGGAGUACUGCGAAUGCUUGCCCAGCCUGCAAGUGGCGGAUAACUGCACUUCGGAGUACUGCGAAUGCUUGCCCAGCCUGCAAGUGGCGGAUAACUGCACUUCGGAGUACUGCGAAUGCUUGCCCAGCCUGCAAGUGGCGGAUAACUGCACUUCGGAGUACUGCGAAUGCUUGCCCAGCCUGCAAGUGGCGGAUAACUGCACUUCGGAGUACUGCGAAUGCUUGCCCAGCCUGCAAGUGGCGGAUAACUGCACUUCGGAGUACUGCGAAUGCUUGCCCAGCCUGCAAGUGGCGGAUAACUGCACUUCGGAGUACUGCGAAUGCUUGCCCAGCCUGCAAGUGGCGGAUAACUGCACUUCGGAGUACUGCGAAUGCUUGCCCAGCCUGCAAGUGGCGGAUAACUGCACUUCGGAGUACUGCGAAUGCUUGCCCAGCCUGCAAGCGGCGGAUAACUGCACUUCGGAGUACUGCGAAUGCUUGCCCAGCCUGCAAGCGGCGGAUAACUGCACUUCGGAGUACUGCGAAUGCUUGCCCAGCCUGCAAGCGGCGGAUAACUGCACUUCGGAGUACUGCGAAUGCUUGCCCAGCCUGCAAGCGGCGGAUAACUGCACUUCGGAGUACUGCGAAUGCUUGCCCAGCCUGCAAGCGGCGGAUAACUGCACUUCGGAGUACUGCGAAUGCUUGCCCAGCCUGCAAGCGGCGGAUAACUGCACUUCGGAGUACUGCGAAUGCUUGCCCAGCCUGCAAGCGGCGGAUAACUGCACUUCGGAGUACUGCGAAUGCUUGCCCAGCCUGCAAGCGGCGGAUAACUGCACUUCGGAGUACUGCGAAUGCUUGCCCAGCCUGCAAGCGGCGGAUAACUGCACUUCGGAGUACUGCGAAUGCUUGCCCAGCCUGCAAGCGGCGGAUAACUGCACUUCGGAGUACUGCGAAUGCUUGCCCAGCCUGCAAGCGGCGGAUAACUGCACUUCGGAGUACUGCGAAUGCUUGCCCAGCCUGCAAGCGGCGGAUAACUGCACUUCGGAGUACUGCGAAUGCUUGCCCAGCCUGCAAGCGGCGGAUAACUGCACUUCGGAGUACUGCGAAUGCUUGCCCAGCCUGCAAGCGGCGGAUAACUGCACUUCGGAGUACUGCGAAUGCUUGCCCAGCCUGCAAGCGGCGGAUAACUGCACUUCGGAGUACUGCGAAUGCUUGCCCAGCCUGCAAGCGGCGGAUAACUGCACUUCGGAGUACUGCGAAUGCUUGCCCAGCCUGCAAGCGGCGGAUAACUGCACUUCGGAGUACUGCGAAUGCUUGCCCAGCCUGCAAGCGGCGGAUAACUGCACUUCGGAGUACUACGAAUGCUUGCCCAGCCUGCAAGCGGCGGAUAACUGCACUUCGGAGUACUACGAAUGCUUGCCCAGCCUGCAAGUGCCUUUUGUUGCUAUUGUUGAACUCGUAGUCAUCGACGAGGGCGUCAAGUUUAAUGACAGCCAUAAUAUCAUGAACCUACACGAUCACGCUUUCCACGUUUUAGGCAUGGACAGGAAACUGUAG